Oncorhynchus tshawytscha (Chinook salmon) is the source of this 1810-nucleotide messenger RNA. It is a transcript of the gene cldn3c, whose product is annotated as claudin 3c. Gene Ontology annotation, biological process: cell adhesion; bicellular tight junction assembly. Bases 562 to 1707 code for a protein of 381 amino acids. The transcript is spliced from 2 exons. NCBI's taxonomy places the organism in Eukaryota, Metazoa, Chordata, Actinopteri, Salmoniformes, Salmonidae. Gene Ontology annotation, molecular function: structural molecule activity. Gene Ontology annotation, cellular component: bicellular tight junction; plasma membrane. The record is from RefSeq and is a predicted model, not a curated record.
AUAAGAGUGAACAACAUCUCAACUGCAGAGAAAACGGGAUAUCUGUACCUGAAAAAAUGCACACAGAGAUACACACACAGAGAACGCACUGUGAGAAGCUUCGAUUCCUGGAUACGUAGACAAGGGAGAGGUGAUCUGCUAGAGGACUGAAGGAGAAAAGAAGAUAAGGAGAGAAGAAGAGAGGAGAGAAGAAGAGAGGAGAGAAGAAGAGAGGAGAGAAGAAGAGAGGAGUGAAGAAGAGAGUGUGUGAGGGGUGAAAGAAUGUGAGAAAUAGUUACAACCAAGACGUGUGAGGGAGAUAUAAAAGGAAGAAGUUGGAGAUACAUAAGACCAAGAAAAAGAGGGAAAUAAUGAGGGAGGGAGUGAGAGUCUGAGAUCGUGAAAGACAAGAGCAAAAUAAAGAGACUGUGAAAGAGUCACAGCUGAAAAGUGAGGGUCUGAGAGAAGAGUAAGGAAAGCGAUCAAGACGUCUGUGGAGUGAGUGACUGAGAACAAAGGCAAGUGAGAGAAAGAGGAGUGCCACCCUAAUCCUCAGUGGGACUCAGCCAGUAGUGUGGUGCGAUGGCGUCGUUUGCUCUGGAGCUAGUGGGUGUGAUCCUGUCAGUGCUGGGCUGGAUACUGAGCAUAGUGAGCUGUGCUUUGCCCAUGUGGAGGGUCACAGCUUUCAUCGGAGCCAACAUCGUCACAGCACAGGUCUACUGGGAAGGGUUAUGGAUGAGCUGUGUGUUCCAGAGCACGGGACAGAUGCAGUGUAAGGUCUACGACUCCAUGCUGGCCUUACCCCAGGACCUGCAGGCUGCCAGGGCUCUUACUGUGGUCACCAUCAUCCUGGGGGUCAUAGCUCUCCUCGUGGCUACCAUUGGGGCUAAGUGCACCAACUGCAUCGAGGAGGAGGGGGUGAAGGCCAAGGUGAUGGUGUCUGCCGGAGUGGCCUUUAUCCUGGCUUCGCUGACCCAGAUAGUGCCUGUGUCCUGGUCGGCUCACACCAUCAUCCAGGUGUUCUACAACCCCAUCAUCCCCUCAGCACAGAAGAUGGAGAUCGGGGCGGCCAUGUCGAUGGGCAUGGAGAUUGUGGGCAUCGCCCUGGGAGUCAUAGGAUUCAUCCUGGGCAUCGUGGUCUGUGCUUUGCCCAUGUGGAAGGUUACAGCCUUCAUCGGAGCCAACAUCAUUACAGCCCAGACCAUCUGGGAAGGGUUAUGGAUGAACUGUGUGACCCAGAGCACGGGACAGAUGCAGUGUAAGAUCUAUGACUCCAUGCUGGCCUUACCUCAGGACCUUCAGGCUGCCAGAGCCAUGACUGUCAUCGCCAUUGUCCUGGGGAUUCUAGGGGUGAUGGUCUCCAUCGUCGGAGCCAAGUGCACCAACUGCAUCGAUGACGAAUCCUCCAAAGCUAAAGUCAUGAUCAUCUCCGGAAUCUUCUUCAUCCUGGCCGGUAUCCUCAUCCUCAUCCCUGUCUCCUGGUCGGCCAACACCAUCAUCCGAGACUUCUACAACCCCCUUUUGGUCGAGGCCCAGAGGAGAGAGCUGGGAGCCUCACUCUACAUCGGCUGGGGGUCGGCGGCCCUGCUCCUUAUUGGAGGAGCCAUGCUGUGCUGCUCCUGCCCCCCCAGGGAGGAGAAGAGGUACAAGCCCCCCCGCAUGGCCUACUCCGCACCUCGCAGCGUGAGUGGGGGCGCAGCGGGAUACGACAAGAAAGACUACGUCUGAGAGGGACUAUUUCACCUGCAUGAUUGAACGGAGGGGAGAAAAGAUAGAGGGUGAGAAGAAGAGUGAUAGAGGAGAAGUAGACAGAUAGAUAGAUAGAUAGAUA